GGGCGGUGCUGUGGCGCCGUGCGGGAGCAGGAGCGGGGCUCGGUGCGCUCGCGCCGUUCCUCGGCCCUCAUGGCUCCUGCCCGCAGGAAGGCGGCCGCGGGCGCGCGCGGCAGGAAGCUGAGCGCCUUCCUGAAGGACUUCGACCGGGAGGGUAGGCCGCGGGCGGGCGCGCCGAGGCCCGGGCCCGAGCGCAGAGGUCGGGCCCGGGCCGUGUCCGACGCCGCGUCCGUCCCCGCACUGAGGAGCCGGGUCGAGCAGCUGCGGACGAACGGGGAGCGCCUGGUCAAGGAGAUGGAGAACCUGUACGACGUGGAGCUCCUCCGGCUGCCCGCGGCGCUCCGCGAGAUGAACUGGCUGGAGUUCUUCGCUAAAGGGGGAAGCCAGAAAGUCGUGGAGGAGGCGGUGACGGCAGACUUGGGAAUAACAGAAAUAAACAAGCUAACAGCAGAACUUAUCCAGACUCCUUUAAAAAUCGUCACAAAAGAAAAAUCUAAACAGGGUAUUGAAGCUACUGAAGAAGCAGCAGAGGUUCCUUUGCUUCCUCCAGCAAAGAAAGCGAAACACGAUAGCCAGCUUCUGCUGGAGCAAGCAGCUGCAAGUACUAAUCCAAGAAACGGAAAGGUGAGGACGUCCACUAAGAAAGCACCAGUGUCCAGGAGCAGAAGAGCUCCUUCAGCAAGAGUGAAACGCGUGAGUAAAAGAUCAAGCAAAAGCAGCUUUAUCACUCCAGCUACCGGCAGAAAUCUUGAUCUCUGUGCUCGAGGAGGCGCCUCCAUCGUCACGCCCAGGUUUGAUUCGAGAGUUUUCAAGACGCCGGGUUUGCGCACACCCGCAGUAAAUGAACGUGUUUACACCAUCUCUGCUAACGGCAGCCCCCUUGCUGAUGGCAAUGAUGUCUUCAUUACCGUUCCUGUUGGAGGAGGGGAGAGCAUUCGUUUAACAGCAAGUGAUCUGACCAAGAAGAAUCUUCUUCAUCUCAAUCCGGAGGCACGAGGCAUUAUGAAGAAGCUAUCUGUUCGUCUUGCACAAGCUUGUAGCAGUGCAAAAACCCAUAGGUGAAGGGCAGUGAAUGUCAACACCUUUUGUAAACGUGGAACUACUCCUAUAAGCUACGAGUACAUUUUAUUUGGUGUCUUACAAUUCUGUGAGCAUUCAUUUAAACGAAAUGAAAUUAAAAAAAAUAAAAAAAUAAAGAAAACCA
This is a messenger RNA of Gallus gallus (chicken), 1201 nucleotides long. Its product is annotated as borealin-like. Gene Ontology annotation, cellular component: chromosome passenger complex; chromosome, centromeric region; spindle midzone. The record is from RefSeq and is a predicted model, not a curated record. The transcript is spliced from 9 exons. Gene Ontology annotation, biological process: mitotic sister chromatid segregation. Bases 70 to 1059 code for a protein of 329 amino acids. NCBI's taxonomy places the organism in Eukaryota, Metazoa, Chordata, Aves, Galliformes, Phasianidae.